Molecule: messenger RNA, 533 nt
Organism: Cuscuta epithymum
Lineage: Eukaryota; Viridiplantae; Streptophyta; Magnoliopsida; Solanales; Convolvulaceae
Source: the annotation of a GenBank genome assembly
AGCUAGCUUAAUUAACUUGUGAUCGAAUGACGACUGAAGGGCAAACCCCCAUUAUACAGGAGGAUCACCUGGUCCCCAAAGAGCCUCCAACAGCUGCGAGAGCUUGUGCAAUGACAACUAAGGGCCAGGGGCAAACCACCAUGACAGAGCACACGAUCCCAAAACAGCCGCCUCCAGGUUAUCCGGCUAAAGUCUCCCCAGCAGGAAAGGAGAAGAUGGACUAUUGGCAGUGCUAUAUGCCCCAGCCCAAAGGAGAUUAUGUAUAUGCAGAUCAUUCAUGGCUGCACAACAUCAUUCAUUGGAUUUUCUGCUCCUGCUGCGACUGACUGAUGCAUAUAUGCAUGCCACAAAUUAGUGUGCAUCGAAUUAUUUAUAUAUGAAUCCACACUUAUACUUUUUAUUUUAUUAAUUAAUGUACGUACUAACGUACGUAAUCCUUGGCUAGGCAAGUACGUAUAUAUACGAACUAUAUGUUGUACUACUCUACGUAUGCUUACUACCUACCACGUAAUCCUAUAUCGUACGGACUAUAC